CAAACCUUGGUGACCUUGUGAUUUGCGCCAAAUUUUGGUUUUCAUCUCAGGAUGACAGGUUCUGACGAACAAAUGCAGGAGGCUGCCGAAAUGGAUCGUCAGCACUUUCUUAAAACAUUAGCAGCCUUCAAAUUUUUCGGAGCCCACCUCCUCAAAAGGGUAGAGCGUUCAAGAGCUUAUCACAAGUCAUUGUCUUCUUCUCAUCAUAAACUUAUACAAGAAUUCGAUGAAAAUCUCAAGAAAGUCGAAGAGUGUAUUAAGCAUAAUAACUAUUUGAUUUCUGUUAUUAUUCAACAUUCUGCACCGGAUAUUUUCAAUGGGGAACAUGCCUUGGAAGUGAAUGCAGCGGGUUCACCACUUACUCGUGCAAAUGGAAAGUUAGAUCAGAAAGCUUGUCCUGGGAAUAAAUUCGGUCCAUUCGCAUUUACAAACACUGACAUGGAUAAAGUCAGGUCAGCUUUGAAACAAUUUGUGAGAGACUGGUCAGCUGAAGGAAAAUCAGAACGUGAUGCCUGCUACCAAAUCGUUUUGGAUGAUGUUCUUGAGCUGUUUGAUCCGAAAAAGGUAAAUCCAGCAGAUGUGAAUAUCCUAGUACCUGGUGCUGGUCUUGGUCGAUUGGCUUGGGAACUCGCUCAUCUUGGAUACACAUGUCAGGGAAAUGAGUGGAGUCUAUUUAUGCUAAUUCCAGCAUAUUUUAUCCUAAACACAUGUAAAAAAGUCAAUGAAUAUAAAUUAUAUCCAUGGGUUUCUCAAUUCUGUAAUAAUAUGACUCGUGAAGAUCAACUGUCUGCCGUCCACUUCCCUGAUGUUUGUCCAGCUGAUUUACCACCCAAUGUACAAUUUUCUAUGGCAGCAGGUGAUUUCAUUGAGAUUUACACUGAACCAGAUGCAUGGGAUUGUAUAGCUACUGUCUUCUUCAUUGAUACAGCGCAUAAUAUUCUUGACUAUUUGAAUACAAUCUGGCGGAUACUUAAACCUGGUGGUUAUUGGAUCAAUUUCGGUCCAUUAUUAUACCAUUUCUCUGAUAUCCCCGGUGAAGAAUCGUUAGAAUUAAGUUAUGCUGAACUUCGACUGGCUAUUGAACGAUUAGGCUUUGAAGUUAUCCGAGAAAAAACCGGUAUCCAAUGUAGUUAUACUCAGAAUCCAGCUUCAAUGCUUUCCUACAAUUAUAGUUGUGUUUAUGGUAUCUUUCGAAAGCCAUCAACAGCAACACCACCAUCACCACCACCAACAACAACAACGACUUCAACACCAAAAACUCAACCCUCUUCAUGAUACUGACGCCGAUGAUGAUGAUGAUGGUAUAUAAUGAUCUACAUCAGUUGCGCGCCCCCCCCCGCCGCCGACUUAGAUUAGAAUCUUUAAUACAACAUGUUUGUGCGUUUGUCUGUCUGUAUGUGUGUGUGAGUGUGCGUGCGUGCGGCGUGUACAUAAUACCCUUGUUUUUGCUAAUUCUUAUAAGAAGUGACAGAGAAACUGGGGGUGAUAAGAAUAACCAAGCUUUUUUUUCCAUUUUGAAGCUAAUAACAAUAAUAAAAAACAGGAGGGAGAAAUGCAGGGUGAGAAAGCAUGUCAACUCGGUGUAACACAGAUUUGUAUUAUCUUUUUAUUAUUAUUAUUAUUAUUAUU
Messenger RNA from Trichobilharzia szidati, 1629 nucleotides. The record is from the annotation of a GenBank genome assembly. NCBI's taxonomy places the organism in Eukaryota, Metazoa, Platyhelminthes, Trematoda, Strigeidida, Schistosomatidae.